AUGGCUACCGAAGAAUUGGUGACCGAGCAAUUUAAAUUUUUAGGAAUAGAAGUAUCAAAAGAAGUUUUAUCAAAAUGUGUGAGUAUAUGCACAGAAUAUGAUGUAGACGCUGAAACUUUCAUAGAACAAUGGAUGGCGUUUAGUUUGACUACUUUAAACGGUGCUUCGCCGACUUUAGAUAACUUAGAAUUACUUGAGAAGAGGGAAUUUUCCAAACGGUCUGCGAGUCGACUCACCGCUGUCGCUAAUGAAGUUACACAUUCAAGUACCGGCACAAGUUUGACUGUUUACGGAGCGCCUGUUGCUAAACAAGAAAACUCAGUUAAAUACACAUCGAGGACGAACCAAGGAACAGUGGUGCAUUCAUACGGCGAAGAUAAGUUGUUGGAUAUGAUCACGAACACAACGGUCUUGGAUAAUUUACUUGAACUAAAUAUUGUACAAAUACCCAAUGAUGACGGCGAACUAUACAACAAAGCGAAGUACGGUUUUGAACUGCUGCAUGAAAAAGCGAGUAUAUUUGAUAAUCACAUCCGAUAUAUAUCACAGUGUAUCAUGAAGAAGAACGGCUUGUCCGAAACAGUCUCAGUGAGGUAUAAAACACAGACUGAAGUUUUUGUAGCUGGUCGUAUUGAAUGCGACGCAGAUGCCAGAUUAAACUCAAAAAGUGUAAUCUUACAAGGUACUUGGGAAGAUUCACUGAGCCAGACAGUCCCUCUAGAUUUGGAUAGUGUGCAGCAGUAUUCUCUGUUCCCGGGCCAGGUGGUUGUAGUCCGUGGUAUAAAUCCACGCGGCAACAAGUUCGUGGCCCAGGAGUUGUUCAGCGACGCGGCCCGCGCUGUGCCAGAUCCGGCAUCAGAUAUCACGAACACGCUAAAAGGUACAUUGUCAAUGGUUGUAGCGGCAGGUCCGUACACCACGUCUAAUAAUAUGUCGUACGAGCCGUUAAAAGACUUCAUAGCAUAUCUGAAUACUCACAAACCUCACGUGGUCAUAAUGACGGGGCCGUUUGUGGACUGUGACCACGAGAAAGUCAAAGAUAACUCAAUGGCUGAAACAUAUAAGUCGUUCUUCGACAAACUUAUUGAUAGUAUAGCUGAUAUCGCCAAUACAAGUCCUUUCACAAAAAUAUACAUAGUGUCAAAUCACAAGGACGCCUUCCAUGUGAACAUCUACCCUACACCGCCCUAUAGCAGUCGAAAGAAACAUCCAAACAUACAAUUUCUACCAGAUCCCAGCACUUUAAACAUUAAUGGAUAUAUAGUAGGCAUCACCAGUUACGAUGUGCUUAUGAGCAUCAAUCAAGAAGAAAUAUCACAUGGUUUAGUUGGCGAUAAGUUAUCUCGUCUGUCGGGCCACGUGUUGCGACAGCAGUGCUAUUAUCCAACGGCUGGUUCUAUCGGCUCGCUGGCUGUGGACGGAGCGCUGUGGGCUGCGCACGCGCAACUACCCGCAACUCCUCAUAUACUAGUAGUGCCCUCUAACUUCAGAUAUUUCGUCAAGGAAGUUAACGGCUGUGUAGUCAUAAACCCUGAACAUCUCAGUAAAGGAGCGGGCGGCGGGACGUUCGCACGACUGGUCGUUCGUCCCCCAACAGAAGAAAAAACUAAUAGUAAUAUAGCCGCACAGAUAGUACGCAUUUAA
Danaus chrysippus (African queen) is the source of this 1644-nucleotide messenger RNA. The record is from the annotation of a GenBank genome assembly. Lineage: Eukaryota; Metazoa; Arthropoda; Insecta; Lepidoptera; Nymphalidae.